Elgaria multicarinata webbii is the source of this 8703-nucleotide messenger RNA. It is a transcript of the gene DIDO1, whose product is annotated as death inducer-obliterator 1. The coding region runs from base 83 to 7441 and encodes 2452 amino acids. NCBI's taxonomy places the organism in Eukaryota, Metazoa, Chordata, Lepidosauria, Squamata, Anguidae. The record is from RefSeq and is a predicted model, not a curated record. The transcript is spliced from 17 exons. Gene Ontology annotation, biological process: apoptotic signaling pathway; DNA-templated transcription.
UUUUUUUAGAAUUGUACAAGAAGUCAUUAGCCGAUUUUCCCCUCUUCUUCCCUCUUCCUUCUGGCAGAUCUUUUAAAAUUGCAUGAUGUGUGAUGAGUUGGAGAUUCUUAACAGGGAGAUUGAGAGGUUAUUACAAAGCAGCAUCGUGGAAGGAAGCUCUUUAAGCUCAGAAUCUCUUCAGCCAUCAAGCUCUGAUUCCUGGGAUGUAGCUACUGCUUCAGGCAGUGAAGCACAAGGCAGUUUAGUGAAGGCAGCUAUAUCGAGUGGAGCAUUGCUGGUUUCCGAGUCUUCAGGUUGGCGUCUAGAUGAACGUCUAGAUGAACGUUGUGCUUCAGCAGCCUGUGCUGCUUCCUUUGGUUUGACUCAACAACAGGCAGAAAAAAUCCUGGCAACCUCUAAUGCUGUGUCAGAGUUGGCACUUGGGAAUGAUAGUAUCACUAGUAUGGAAGUAGAGAAUUUGGAAUCUGUUGCACUAGAGUCUAAUAUGGAAAGAGCUUCUCAUGCUUUGGAUGACAAAGGUGAGCAAAGCAAUGAGGAUGAACAAAAAGCAAUCAAACCCACUAGUAAGGAGUUCAAGAAAACGUGGGGGUUUCGGAGGACUACAAUUGCAAAGCGUGAAGGCUUAGGGGAUGCUGAGAUGGACAUCGCAGAACAGUCAUCUCCACAGCAGCAAAGCUUGGCUCUCAGGCGUAGUGGGCGACAGCCCAAGCGCACUGAACGGGUAGAAGAAUUCCUUACGACAGUAAGACGUAGAGGAAGGAAGAAUCUUCCUGCAGCUCUUGAGGACUUGAAUGAACCAGCAUCCUGCCAUGUUACUGACAUUGAAACUGCUUCUGAAGGCAGCGUAGAAAGCAUGCCAGAUAUAAAAACCAUAAGCCAGAAGUGUCGGUCCAAGGACGGUAAAGGCCAAUCAACUCAGAAAAGUAGACCCAGUAAAGAACAAGAUGAUGAGGAAGGGGAGGAGGAUACAUCAGACAGUGAUAGUGAUGGAUUAACAUUGAAAGAGUUACAGAACCGUCUAAGAAAGAAACGUGUUGAGGAGAAACCUACAGAGCUAACUCUGAAAGAGUUACAGAAUCGCUUGAGAAAAAAGCAUCAAGAACAAAACCCCACUGAGACAGUUGAUGCUCAGGCAGGCAACCAAAUUAAGCAUGAAAUAGCUGUAAAGCAAGAACCAGAACAUAUAGAUAAUACUGAGAUUGGAGACGAAGCAACUGUCUCCAAGGAAAUUACUGAAGCAGUUCAGGUUAAGAAAGAAAUAAAAUCUACUGUGCAGACCAGUGAUGAACCUGAGGAAUCCAGAAAGAGGAAAUCAGAGUCGGAGGUUUAUGAUCCUAGUACUCUGUAUUGUAUUUGUCAACAGCCUCACAACAACAGGUUUAUGAUCUGUUGCGAUAGAUGUGAGGAAUGGUUUCAUGGCAACUGCGUAGGGAUUUCAGAGGCUCGUGGGAGACUGUUGGAAAGGAAUGGGGAGGACUACAUUUGCCCGAAUUGCACUAUUCUGCAGGUGCAGGAUGAAACAGCUAUGGAAUCAGGCCAACGAGAAGCCAUGUUGGGUCAGGUAACAGGUGAUGGCACAGAGCUUACCAGCAUAGGAACUGUUGAACAAAAGUCUAUUGAGGAUCAAGGAAUUAAGGGUCGGAUUGAAAAAGCUGCAAAUCCAAGUGGAAAGAAAAAACUCAAAAUAUUCCAACCAGUAGUUGAAGAGCCUGAAGCAGCCAAUUGCAUUGGCCCAGGGUGUUCUAAUGUGGCACAGCCAGGUUCUGUGUACUGUGGUCAUGAAUGCAUUCUCAAACAUGCUGCAGCCACCAUGAAAUUCCUAAGUGAAGGCAAAGAACAAAAAACAAAAGAGAAGACAAGAUUAAAAGCUGAACGAGCUGUUGUCCUAAAACCUCAGCCUCUGGCAGGUACCAAACCUCUCUCCAUGCAGAAGAGACCAGCUCCUGAGAAGAGAGAGAUUACUAUGAAGAAAACAGUGGUGACAGCUGUUAAGACUGAAGCAAACACUCAGACAGUUGCUAAAGAGCCGCCCCCAGAAAGCAGCACACCAUCCUGGGCAAGCGAUCAUAAUUAUAAUGCAGUAAAGCCAGAAAAGACUCCUGCCAUUUCAUCAUCACUGUUAUUCAAAUCACAAAAAGAAGAGCGGAAGAAUGAAGACAAACCAGCAGAAUCUUCUGCAGCAUCAAAGAAAAUUAUUGUAUCAAGUUCUGCAAUUGAGAAACAGAUGUCUUCCCAAACUAGAAAUCUGCCUCAAAAGAAACCCACUGCAUUUACUAGUACUUCACUAACUAAGCAUCCAAUUAAACACUCUGCUGCAAGCUUCAAAGGGGUAAUACCUAAGAAGUCUUCACUUUCAACAGGUCCAGCUACAUCAAGCAGUGUAUCAUCAUCAAAGCCUUCACCUCUGUCUUAUGGUACAUCCUCAGUUUCCAAAAGACCAAUUGCCUCUUCUAGCAUGGUUGGAGCACAUAAGAGGCCCAUGGCGUCUUCUGCUUCUUCUUCGACAACUUCCUCAGCUUCGCAAGCAAAAUUAAUUGCAAGUGCCAGUCAAUCACAACCUAACUCCCAAAUUCGUCAAAAUAUACGGAGAUCCCUUAAAGAGAUUUUGUGGAAAAGAGUAAAUGACAGCGAUGAUCUGGUCAUGACAGAAAGUGAAGUGGGAAAGAUUGCACUGAAUAUUGAAAAGGAAAUGUUUAAUUUAUUCCAAGCUACAGACAAUCGGUAUAAGAGUAAAUAUCGCAGCAUAAUGUUUAAUCUCAAGGACCCCAAAAAUCAGGGGCUUUUCCAUCGUGUUCUUCGAGAAGAUCUUCCUUUGUCAAAAUUAGUAAGAAUGAAGCCAGAAGAACUUUUAUCCAAAGAGUUAUCUAUGUGGAAAGAAAGACCAGCCAAAGCAAUAAUGGCAUCCAGACGCAAAACAUUCGAAAAUAAGAAAUUGGUUGUAAAACAAGAUCCCAUCCCAGAUGUUAACAUGGAAGAUUCCCCACCAGUGUCUGACUCUGAUGAGCAACAAGAGUCAGAUCGAGCAGCCCCUGAGAAAAACAGUGCUCCCAUUCUGGAUGUUUUCAGCAGUAUGUUACAGGACACAACAAAUCAGCAUCGAGCCCAUCUUUUUGACCUGAACUGCAAAAUCUGUACAGGUCAGGUUUCAGCAUCUGAUGAUGAACCAGCCUUAAAGAAACCAAAAUUAUUUGCUAAAAAGGCAGAACCAAAGCCAGAAAUAAAAGCAAAAUUCGAAAGCCCAGCACCAACAGAUGAUACGGAGGCUGCAAAAGAAGACUCAAAGAAUGCUGCAGAACCUGUUGCUGAAUGUGCGACCAAAGCACUUCCUCAGCCAAGCUCAGAAAGAACAUACGUUCCUUUAACACAAGGACAAACUAAUCCCGAAUCUUCUCUACCUAAUGAGAGCUCUCUCUAUCCCACAUCUUAUGCCGGUGGAGUUAUCACCACUGUGACAGUCUCUGGAAAGGAUCCCAGAACAGCCAUGAGCACUUUGUCAACCUCUGCUUCUGCUGGGACUUCUGCAAUCCACCAUUUCCUUACACCUGAUAAAGUGACUAUAGGAGAAAGUAAGCAAGAAAUGUCACGAUCUGUUUUACCAACUCCAAAAUCAAUAUUAACAAAGCCGUCAUCUUCAUCAGACCCAAGAUACUUGGCAGUUUCACCAUCACUAAAUGUUAGUAUGUCAGAGAUACGUUCCCCUCAAGAUGGAGAUACUACCCACUUUCUUUCUCGUCUCAACACUAUUUGGAAAGGCUUCAUCAACAUGCAGGGUGUAGCAAAGUUUGUCACCAAAGCAUAUCCUGUCUCUGGAUCCUUUGAUUACCUCAGUGAGGAUUUACCUGAUACAAUUCAUAUCGGAGGAAGAAUCUCCCCGAAGACAGUGUGGGAUUAUAUUGGCAAACUUAAAUCUUCUGUGACAAAGGAACUGUGCUUGAUCCGUUUCCAUCCUGCAACAGAAGAGGAGGAAGUUGCCUAUAUUUCUCUCUACUCCUAUUUUAGCAGUCGCGGCCGAUUUGGUGUUGUAGCUAAUAACAACAGACAUGUCAAGGACCUCUAUUUGAUACCUCUCAGUGCUAAGGAUCCUAUUCCAUCCAAACUUUUGCCCUUUGAGGGACCAGGUCUUGAAUCAACACGUCCAAACUUAAUUCUUGGAUUAGUGAUUUGUCAAAAAGCUAAGCGUCCUGCAAGUGUAUUAGAAUCUGAAAAAAUUGAGGAAAAGAGAAGCAGGAUUCAGAUGCAGGAAGAAAUGGAAGUAUCUGGAUACCCUAAAAGCACUACACUUUCUCAGCAAGAGAAGAAAUCUCCAAAAUUCUCUAUCUAUUCUGGAGAAACAAUUGUCAGUACAACGCCACCUGGAUCUCCACCACCUCCACCCCCAAAUCCACCUUCAGAGCCACCUUCAACAGGUACAACUUCUGUGUUAAAAAUAUUGUCGUCAGUUAAAGCAGGAAAGUUAACCACUGUUGCACCAUCAAAUCCUUUGGUGUCAGGAACUAACACAACUACUGCAUCUUCUACUACUUCCUCAUCUUCAAAGUCAUCCACACCACUUGACCACAUCCUGCAAACACUCUUUGGGAAAAAGAAAUCUUUUGACUCUCCUACUAAGGAAUCUGAAGGUGCUUACGCUUCAAUGCCAUCAGGGCAAUCUAUUACUGAUGAAGCGCUACCAACUGCUCCCUUACUCGAUCCCAUUGUGCAGCAAUUUGGGCAGAUGUCGAAAGAUAAAUCUAUAGACGAAGAAGAAGAUGACAGACCUUAUGACCCUGAAGAAGAGUAUGCUCCAGAGAGAGCAUUUGAAAUGCAUAGUAGUGAAAGUAGACUUGAAAAACAAUGUGAAACUUCAGAGCAAGAAGAUGAGGCUUAUGAUCCAGAAGAUGAAACUAUUUUAGAAGAGGCAAAGGUUACUGUUGAUGAUCUACCUAAUAAAAUGUAUUCAGAAUCUAAAAACAACUUGACACCUGCUCCAUUUGCGCCUGGCAUAUCUGCACCACCCUCCUUGGUAGAACAACAGAAAAUGCUAGAAGAAUUAAACAAGCAAAUAGAAGAACAGAAAAGACAACUGGAAGAACAAGAAGAAGCUCUCCGGCAACAGAGAGCAGCUGUUGGUGUAUCAAUGGCUCACUUUUCAGUGUCUGAUGCUUUAAUGUCACCACCUCCAAAAACAUCCAUAGCAAAAAAUGAGAUAUUCCAACAUGAAAAACAAACUCCUGAAAAAUCUGAGUUGCCUACAUCCUCAAGUCAGACUCAGGUAUUCAGUCAAGUAAGUGACCCCAGACAAAGUCGAGAUCCCCGACAAGCUAGAAGGAUUCUAACGGAAUGUAGUGAAAGUUCUGACUCUAAUGUAAAGCAGCAUGUGAAUCAGGGAGAAACCUCUGCAGGACAAAUUCUCCCACUCAGCUAUUCAGGUCCAUUACAAGCUUCACUUGACAAAGAAGAUAAUACACUGAUUUCCAUUACUCAAUCUAGUCAUAAUGAUGCAUGGGUUUCAAGCGAAAAAGGUUCUGCUCUCCCUGAGCAAGAUAUUCCUGUCAAAUUUGAAAAUGCUCCACAAGUUCACCAGGAAACAAUACAUAAACCAGUUUCUAUUGAAACAUCUACAACUGCACCUAUUCGUAAAGUCCUGUUGCCCACACCUCCCAAUCCAUGUUUCAUCCCCACAUUCACUGCACCUAACAAUGCUAAGACUGUAGGUUGGUCGAAUGAAUCUCAGGACAAUAAUGCUCCAGGAGUAGUAAGAGAUUCUUUUUCAAGCCCAAUGUUCACAUCUCAGGAGAAAGUUCCUGGUCACUUUGAAGCAGAAAGAGGUUCAUCACAUUAUGAAGACCAAAGAAAUCCUCAGUCUUCCCACUUUUAUGAACAAAUGGAAACUUCCACAAUUCAAAGUGAGGAAGUAAGAGGUGGGCCCCCAUUUUCUUCUCUUGGGCAAAAAGGUGGGCCUCCACUAAUGUGUGGUGCUCCUGACUUCCAUGGACAGAGAGGUCCAGCACAACCAUUUACUGAGGUCCAUAAUCCUCCCCCGAAUAAUGAUGGACAAAGGGGGGCUCUGCCAAACAGGUUUGGUGCCCCAAGAGCACCUAUUCCUUCAUUAUUUUCUGCACAGCAUGGACCACCACCUCUGUUUGGAGACAACAGGGGCCCUUCAUCAUCAUUUCAUGGGCCAAGAGAAAAAACACCUACUCAAUUUGAAGAUCAUCGGGAACCUAACAUGGAACAUAGGGAAUUUCCAGAUUCUCAGUAUCAUGAAAUGAGUGGGCCUCCUGGACAAUUUGAAGGACCUGAACCUCCCCAGUUUAUGGGAAAUAGAGGGCCUUCACACUUUCCUUUUGGGGGCCAAAGAAGGCCUCCACCAAAUCAAUUUAAAGCUCAAAGAGGAGGCCCAUUAGCUCAAUUUGGAGGGCCAAGAGGUCCACCACCUAAUCAUUUUGGAGGUUCAAGAGGUCCUCCUCCAAAUCAAUUUGAAGGACAAAGAGGACCCACUCCAGGUCACAUGCCAGCACCAAGGGGACUUUUACCACCACCAUUUGAAGAACGAAGAGGGAGCUCUCCACCUAGAUUUCCAAACCAGAGAGGUCCAGCACCACAUCAGUUUGGAGGACCAAGGGGGCCUGUGUCUGGCCCUUUUCCAGAACAAAAUGAGCCUUCCUCUACUAGACCUAAUUUUCCAGGACAGUCUCAGCAAGGUAUGAAACCAGCACCCAGACCUCUUCUGGAUCUCCCAAGUCAUCCACCACAGCAUAGGAAAGAGAUGUGGGAUGAAACUGGACCACCUGCCCCUCAUCCUAAUGUUUCAGGAGAGAGUUCUGAGUCAGAAGCACAGUGGCCAGCAACUGAUUUUCGAGAGGGCCGAAGUAAUGACUAUAGGGCUCAGCCUUUUGAAGGGAGACAGAGAGAAAGAUUUGAGGGAGGUAAUAAGGAAAAAACAUCAGAGCAGCCUGAUCAGUCAGAUAAUCGAUCAAAUAGAGGAUCUGAUGAUAGACGAAGAGAUCGUGACCAUAAUUGGGCUUGGGAAAGAGACCGUGGCAGAAACUGGAAUAGGGGUAGGGAAAGAGACUGGGAGAGGCACAAAGAAAAAGACUGGGAUAAAAACAGGGAUAGAAACUAUAACAAAGACAGGGAAAGAGAUUCAGAACGCGGUAAAGACUGGGAAAGAAACAGAGACAGAACCAGAAACAGAGAAGGGGAUACUUACAGAAGACGAGACAGAUCAAGAAGCAGAGAUCGUGACUAUGACAGGUUCAGGGAUAGAGACCGAGCUCGAAGUAGGGAGAGAGAAAAAGAUAGAGAAAGGGAUAGGGAUCGUGACAAAGACAGAGCAAGAGAUCGCAAGGACCGCAGCAAAAGUAAGGAAUGUGAUAAAGACUCUAAGCCAGAAACUCAGACAGGUGGCCAAAGACCAUCGCAGCCAGAAGCUGCUCCUUCAUCCACUAAACAGACAUAGACAUAGACUCAAACGUAGACUCAUUUCAAUACUGAGUCACUGAGAGAGAAAAAAAUUGUAAAAAAAAUGACUGUACUACUUGUUCAUAUUGUAUAUUCUCUUUGUUAGAAAAUACUUUGGUAAAACCUCUUUCACAAAAAUUAGAGAAAUUUUGAAUUGUAAAUGCAUAUAUUCACAUAUUAAGCAAGUACAUACUGGACUUGCUACAUUUUGUUCAUAAUGUUUUCUUACAAAGUACGUAAGUCACAAUUCUUCCCUGCAUUGGUACAGAACUUGUAUAAGACAGAUUCUGGUAUAGCUUUAAAAAGCCCUGUUCCUCCCCUCUUUGGGCCAGUGCAUUACCAGCUGGGGUGGGUGUCUGGAGACAGGUAUCUGCUGAGGCCAUAUACAGGUGCUGCACCAACACAUGGAAGGAUCAGGGCUAUAGCAUUAUAAUUCUAAAAUGUUUUGUUUCCUACUACAUCAUCUUGAAAUUUCCAUUUACAGAAGUAAAAGAUAGGGACUAUCUUCAAAGAGCACAUUGCUUUUUAAGGAUAUAAAGUUAUGUUUUCCAGUAACUUGAAUUGUAAUUUUAUGAGAAUUUAAGCAAGAUCUUAGAAGCCAUACCUUUACAACUCAGAUAUAUAGUAUUUUGGUGUCUCACAUAGUUCUGACAUAGAAAACAGCCCAAUAUAUCUGGCCUGAGCUAAUCUAAUUAUGGAUGGGUUUGGUGUAUUUAAGAAAUGAUGGCUAAGGAGCAGUGUUACUACUUGCAGAGUAUUUGAAUAACAAAUGUUACGCUUCUAAGUUCAUUAUCUUUUUACACAAGGGCAUUUUGACUUCAAUUAGUAUGAGAUCAGACAAGAAAUGAAUAUGUCUAAAAAACAACCUUUCAUGUGAGUAAAAGGUUUUGAAUGUUGCAUUUUUACAAAAUAUAUAAUAGAUGAAAAUUACAUCUGUAUACAAUACAAUUAAGCUUUUAAAACAUGCUUAUUGAACACAUUUUAUAAAUUGACCGAACAAAGGGGAAAUAGCUACCAGAACUAAUGCUUCAUGCAGAGAUUAAUAUUUAAAAUUUAAACAGCUUGACUUUUCCUGUAAUUUUCUAUCAAAAACACUCAUAUCUGAAGAUAUUCUAGCCAAGGUUAAGCACUUUUAAGUUCUAUUGAUUUCAGUGUCCCAUUGACAGUAGAAUUUUAAAAGUGUGUAGUAGUAUUAUCAGUAUCAUCCAUCAAACACUAAACCAUGCCGACUGACAGGUGCUCCUCCCCCUUUAGGACCAG